CGGUGAGCCGCGCUCAUUCUUAGGCGAGACAUUGUGCAGCACGGUUGUACGUGACCGAGACAGUUAUUUGCAAUAUAUAUCUUCGUUCGCGGAAGAAGUGCUAUCGGUAUAAGAGAGAGUACCUCUUUAGUGGCUUGGUGAAAGGAACACGAGUGUGGUCAAAACGAAAAUCAUGGCUGACAGUGGUAUCAAGCGUAAUAUUCCCAUCAAGCUGGGUGACUUCAGCGUAAUCGACACCGAAUUUUCCAACAUACGAGAACGCUUCGACGCCGAGAUGAAAAAGAUGGAGGACGAGAUGUCACGGUUCCGUAGCGAGCUGAUGAAUCGCGAAAGCAACAACUUCUUUAAGAGCACCACAAGUCGACAUCACACGAGCACCAGCGAACACCGUACAUCGACGACCUCGAAGACCGAAGGUUGGGACAAGGUCGAUCCUGCAGCACCGCCAAAGCGGUCCGCAUUCGACAGCUUCAAAAGCACUACCACGCAGAGCACUCAGAACAGCAGUUCUCUGAGUCCUCAGCAUGAUUCCGCUUGGUUGGACGGUUUGAACAGCCCUCUGAUCCAGGAUGAAGGCGAUAGCAAAAUGUUGAAGCUCCGAUUCGACGUCUCUCAGUAUACCCCGGAGGAAAUUGUUGUUAAAACCGUGGACAAUAAACUGUUGGUCCACGCGAAACACGAAGAAAAAACGGAAAGCAAAUCGGUAUACAGGGAAUACAACCGCGAGUUCUUGUUGCCAAAAGGAACAAAUCCAGAGAGCAUCAAGUCUUCGUUGAGCAAGGACGGUGUCCUGACCGUUGAAGCUCCACUUCCGGCGAUCGGAACGGGCGAGAAGCUCAUCCCCAUCGCGCACCAGUAGAAACCCCAUGAACGAAAACGAUUCCCUUGAAACUCCCUUCGACGCUCCAUCAUUCGUGUGCCCCUCAGAUCGCUCCUUCCUGUUCCUUUCCAUCGAUUCCUUUAUAAUAAAUUCAAUUUCUUUUUCUUUAUUUCCCUCUUAAAUUCUUUCGCUGUGGACUUCAAGUUUUUGUCCUCUUUUCAAUUCACGAAGAUCAAUCGCUUCUUGUUCGAAAAGAAAUCAUUUGUGAGAUGUACAAUAAAGUAAAUGGGGUUCACGGCGCGUAUUCAACGAAGAGAAAAAGUUUAGGAUUCUUUCGACCAAUUUUUGUCCCAAGAUGCAAAGUACAAUGCUGAAAAGAAAGUACAUCGAAAACAAGAAUUAAUUCAUUGUUUUUGAGAAAUUUAACUCCAGCGAAUAAACGUUCGAGAUCGAAUAGGAUAAUUUUUGCCACGAUAUCAUAUCGAAAGAUGAAUUUUCAAAUUCACUAAUCGUUUAUUCGAGAGCUGGCAGAUUAUCCUGAGAACAGCCUAAUUUUGUAUAAAAAUUAAUAUAUAACUAUUUGAUAUGCAGUGUUUCUUUUUCGAUUAGCUUUGUCGCUUUGAUACUUCUUUAAGAUACACGUGUUUUUACCAUCGUUUCGACCAGAAUCGAUUUGUAAUUUAAAGUAUUUAUGGUCGGCGAAAUAUAAAAAAA
Molecule: messenger RNA, 1534 nt
Organism: Megachile rotundata (alfalfa leafcutting bee)
Lineage: Eukaryota; Metazoa; Arthropoda; Insecta; Hymenoptera; Megachilidae
Product: alpha-crystallin B chain
Biological process (GO): response to heat; protein refolding
Cellular component (GO): cytoplasm; nucleus
Source: RefSeq, a predicted model, not a curated record